AUGGUUAACCAGACUACUACGAGUACUACUAGUAUGCAAACACACAACAGACGACAAGUCCGAUUCUCGGAUGAGAUUGUGACCAUCACAUUCAAACGCCAACGCAACUCGGAGAGUCGUUGGAUUUCCCGACAACACUUGCAGAAACUGUCCAAGAAUGUGCAUGGCGAUGCCGAGGAGUGCAAACGCAAGAUGCCCCACACAGAUGAAGAGCUGUCUCGAAUCUUUGAUAUUCCCGUACGAGAACGCAUUGACCUGUUGGUGCGAUUGAAUAGUCAAAACGACGAAGAAGAAGAAGACUGUAUCCGUGGCUUGGAACGACAUGUCUCAGCCAACCAUCGCACGAGGAUUCGAGGCAUUCAACAAGAGUCCAUCAUUGCUGUCUUGUCGCUUCAAGAGCAACUCAAAGCUGCCGGUGCCAAACCCGAUGCCCUCCAAGAAGAAUUGGCCACGGUAUCGGACGAAAUGACACGCAACGCUCGCGUCUUUGCCCGAUUGUUGGGUCUGUCGGAUCAACGGGUCAUUCAGGAAUUGCAGCUACAACAGCAGCAACAACCGCCACACCGCAAGUCUUCGGCAUCGUCCAAUGUCGUUCCGAAAAGGAGAAUCUCGGACCUGCUGAAACGGCACAGUUACACCGCGGUGGUGCGACAGUCUUUUCGUGGUCGGAAACAACGCAAGCCACAACAAGUCAAAGACGCUAGCUCCUCGUCAAUGCUGCUGCCAAUGCCAACCAUGGCACUCACCAGUUGCAACUAUUCCGCCGCCGCGUAA
Messenger RNA from Seminavis robusta, 774 nucleotides. The record is from the annotation of a GenBank genome assembly. Lineage: Eukaryota; Bacillariophyta; Bacillariophyceae; Naviculales; Naviculaceae.